Messenger RNA from Phaethon lepturus (White-tailed tropicbird), 896 nucleotides. RefSeq names its product elongation factor G, mitochondrial-like. Gene Ontology annotation, cellular component: mitochondrion. The annotation marks the transcript as partial. Gene Ontology annotation, biological process: mitochondrial translational elongation. Lineage: Eukaryota; Metazoa; Chordata; Aves; Phaethontiformes; Phaethontidae. The transcript has 5 exons. The record is from RefSeq and is a predicted model, not a curated record. Gene Ontology annotation, molecular function: GTP binding; GTPase activity; translation elongation factor activity.
GUUUGAGUAUACACACAAGAAACAGACGGGCGGAGCAGGCCAGUAUGGCAAAGUCAUAGGCGUUCUGGAGCCCCUGGAUCCCGAGGACUACACAAAAUUGGAGUUUGAAGACAGAACCGUUGGCACAAAUAUUCCAAAACAAUUUGUGCCUGCUGUUGAAAAGGGAUUCCGAGAAGCAUGUGAAAAAGGUCCUGCAUCAGGGCACAAGAUCUCUGGAGUCCGGUUUGUCCUAGAUGAUGGUGCACAUCACAUGGUGGACUCUAGUGAAAUCGCUUUCAUCAGAGCAGGAGAAGGAGCCCUAAAGCAAGCUAUGGAAAAUGCCACUGUGCGUAUACUUGAGCCCAUUAUGUCAGUGGAGGUGAUGGCACCCACUGAAUUCCAAGGAGUGGUGAUAGCAGGAAUUAAUCGCCGUCACGGAGUGAUCACAGGACAAGACGGCACAGAGGGUUACUUUACUCUCUAUGCUGAGGUGCCACUGAAUGCUAUGUUUGGAUACGCCACUGAGCUGAGGUCUUGCACAGAGGGAAAGGGUGAAUAUACGAUGGAAUACUGUAAAUAUCAACCAUGUUCGCCCAGCACUCAAGAAGAAAUAAUUAACAAAUACCUCGAAGCAACAGGACGACUUCCUGCAAAGAAGGGCAAAGCCAAGAGCUGACAUUUUUUCCUCUUGAGUGCAUUGAACAGUUUUUCACAAUCUUCUCUAAAAGCUCGGUUGCCCAAGUGGUAGAAGCAAUCAAGGCUGGCUGGAUAAGUGCAGGCUGCAGUGGGACUAGGGCUGGUAAUUUCAUCAUAAUAUCCUUCCUUUGUGGUAUUCUCAGCAGCCACCGGGAGAUUACAAACGGAAUUGUUCACAUGUAAAUGCUACUCAUUAACAAAAUAUAUCAAUGUUAAAACAC